CUUAAGAGCAUUGUCUCUUUUCCUCUCUCCGCGCAGUCCUUUUGCAAGUGUCCCUGCACACAUUUUCCCGUCGCCGACAAUGGAAAGCAGUAUUGAUUCCAGCUGGGGGCAGGGGCUGCGUAUGACAUCUGACCGUCAAGAACGGACGACAAUGACACCCACCACUUCUGCUGAGUUGUUCAUGCAGCCCCUGCCUUUUUUCGAACUGACGGAUUCAUCCACUGAGUCCAUCGACCUUCUUCGCCAGCAGUUGAUGGCAAGGGCAAUGGAAGCAGACGGACUGCCUGUUACGCAGUCUCCUAUCACCGGACAUAGCAGAGGAGGUGUUGGUGGCGGUUCACCGACUGCUUUUCUUAGAUCCACUGGUGGUAGGACGGCUUCUUUGCUACCGAGGCGCGCUGCUGUGAACAGCCGAACAGACACAACAGGAGGUGCCGGCUGGAGGAAAUCGGGGGUAGGAUAUGGACAGACCGUAAGCACACCAUACGUGUGGCAUGGGGCGGCAGAGCGGCGUCCCUCGCCAGUGGGACCGCUGGUAUCCCCGUGGUCAGGACGUGGCAAAGGGUUGACCACAUCUUGCGGGCCUAUAUUCAUGCCUUCUCCUUCUAUCAAAUGUGGUGCCCUCCUUCACUCCUAUGUGGACGGGUGUUCCACGCCACCUUUCACGACACCCCUUGGGUUCGCAACGGCUGUAGAACGGCCGGGGUGUGCAGGGACGGCGUUUCCGCACACUGACAACGCGGCUUUCGGAAAAGAUGGAGCCUUUGCUACAUUUAAUCCCUGCAAUACUCUGUCGAACAAUGCACAUGACACAAGUGCAGAGGACACUGCCAGCUGCGGCGGUGCGGUCGUCCGUGUGACGGACACGGUGACCGUCGACCUCGGUGACGAGGGGGGUAGGUCCAGUGGGGGGGGCGGUGACGAUGCAGGCAAUCAGCGUGUGUUUGGAGGAGGUUCAAAAGCCGGAGCGGGGUCAGCAGGGAAGGACACAUUGGCAGGCAGCCAAGGCACAGCGGUUGAUAUGCAGUGGACUGCAUUUCAGUCUCAAGCGCCGUCUGUAGAUGCUUGUGCAGGGAUGGCGGAUAACGGAUCAAGCGGCGAGCCCGCUUGUAAUGUGGAUAUGUAUAUGCAUGUCGACGUGCAGUGCGCAGACGAGACGCUGUCUAGAGACACGGUUCGGGUGCACCAGGCGAACGGAGACUGUGAUGCCACCGGCGCUUGCGCUGCCAAUGCUGCAGGGUCAUGGUCGGAAGAUGGUGGAGAACCGGUAGAUGUCCAUUGCACGCUGGAGGGAUGUUAUGGCAGCGACAAACCGCAAUCGUCGCAAGGUGAGAUCACUCGAUUGGGAGAUGGUGGUUCCCAGGGCACGGCACGGGCCCACCCACGAGGAUCGUGGGCCCACCUUGACAACAUGGCACUAAUACGUGCCAAAGGCGACCGACACGUCGCACGUGUCGUGAAUUCGGAGGAUAUGGGAAACGGUCGGACGUCGAAGAAAACAUAGGAGGAGAUUGCGAGUGCGUUGACCGCUGGAGGGUUCGCACACACGUGGCUCGAAUGCAGGACCAG
This is a messenger RNA of Chara braunii, 1569 nucleotides long. NCBI's taxonomy places the organism in Eukaryota, Viridiplantae, Streptophyta, Charophyceae, Charales, Characeae. The record is from the annotation of a GenBank genome assembly.